UAACAACACGAUCACAAUUCAGCUGUGCUGCUAGUGGGGACAGCUUCUCCGCUCCAAAUCUCCUGGACAUAAGCCGAAGAAUGCGCCUUUUGUUUGCUGCAAAAACAAACUUUUUGCUCUGCUAACGCGAACUUUCCACUUGGACGACGACAGUACAAGACUGACUUUCAUUCAUCGCUGCUUACACGCAUAACAUCUGUUGUCUAGUAGCACGUUGGCUACGGAAAGUUUUCUAAAACAGAAACGGCUGUUUAACCACAACGCCUUCAGAAAUAUUCCUUUAGAAAAUGAAUCACAGCUACGGAACCAAAGCUGAAAUGGUGCCCGGCCCCGAAGUAACGGCUGCGGCUAAUUUUGUUUCUAGACUGCUGAGGACAAGAGGCUAUCUCAGCGAGCAACAGCUUCAGGUUUUCAGAGACUGUCUUCAGGAAGCAUUAUCAGAACAUUACCAGCACCACUGGUUCCCCGACAGACCACAGAAGGGAUCUGGUUACCGCUGUAUCCGUAUUAAUCACGAAAUGGACCCUAUAAUUGCUAAAGCUGCAAUCAGGAUCGGACUGGCUAGCGAGCAGCUGUUCGCGCUUCUGCCACGGGAGCUGACCCUCUGGGUUGACCCUUUCGAGGUGUCCUACCGCAUCGGAGAAGAUGGUUCUAUAUGCGUCUUGUAUGAAGCGGAGCCCCCCGUCGCCAGCCCGGCCACCAACAACCGCAGUGCUUCCCCUUUUGAACAGACUUUAAAUUGCAAAAAUCGGUUUCUGAUGGGUGGUCGCACGAGCCCUCCAAAAAACUACCUGAUGACCGUGUCCAGCUAAGGCGAGAGACCAUCGUGAGGCACUGAAGACUGGUGAUGUGACUUGGUGUACGCUGUCGACCACCCUCGGUAUAUUGAGUAAAUUCCUGGAAUCUGGGCAUCUGUAGAUAUUCUAACCCCUCUUUGUAAUUUAACUUAAUUAUUUAAACGUAAACUGACAUUUCAAAAGCACUGCUAUUAUUCAUUGAGGAGUGGUCCCACUUGGCUCAUUGCAUUUAGUUAGACUUGGGAAUAUUGUCAUGCGUUUUUUGCACUACUGGUACUUCCUGGGUCCAGUGUGCGUCUAUCGACGAUACAUGCACGCCAAAAUUAAGCUGGGACCUUGUACAAAACCAUGAACACUGGGGCUGGCAAUAUUUCCUCUUGAGUGCAAUGAGCCUAUAUACUUCCCACAUUCAGGAACACACAAACAAGCUCAAAAAUAGGCUAAUUGGAGUGAAGGUAUUCUCAGGCACCCAGUGAUCUUUUUUUGUUUGGCAAUGUUUUUCUUUUCUUUUCUUGUGUCAAUCAAAUGGGAGCGGAAGUUCACCAUUUGCAGGGUGGACUGCUUGAGGUCCCAUUAAUAAGCACCAGCUGCAUUUCUGUGUACCUCCUGCCUUAACUGUAAUGUGACCAUCUCUCGAGUCUUGAAUAAUGACUAUUUUUAUUUUGUUUCUUUUGCCAAACUCAUUCCAAUGCUGUCGUGCAAUAUUUUACAGUGUUCCAAAAAAUGGGUUUGCUAAUGUCCCUUUGAGCUGUUCUGAAUCUUGAAAUUUACUUCAAUUCAUUGUGAUGAUUUUCAAAAAAGCUAAGACACCAAGGCUUUGUUGGAAGGUGAUGGGUUUCUCUCUUGUUUCCUUUUGGAAACAAAUUGAAUGUUUUUAAGGGAGGACUGAAUUAUUCUCUCCCCCCAGACUAAGUUGCUGUUAUUGUCAAGUGAACUAAUGCUGUGAGGUGGUUGGUUGCCAAUGCGCCUGUUUUCACUGCCAGUGUGAGAUGUUCUCAUUCUCUGUAGCAUUUUCUCCAACAGGGCUGUUGAGCAGCUCUGUUCUUGUUUACCUUUUUUUCUAGAUGGAGAUAAAUGUAGUUUGUAAGCUAUUUUAAGCACAGUAUGCUUUCUAAAUGUACAUUCUUUUUAAAAAAAUGACCUUGUGCAUAUAUAUAGAUCUGUACAGUUUUUGGGCAGUUUUAUUACAAUAAACCUUUUAUGAAUUUUAA
Engraulis encrasicolus (European anchovy) is the source of this 2008-nucleotide messenger RNA. RefSeq names its product B-cell translocation gene 2 (gene btg2). Gene Ontology annotation, biological process: negative regulation of cell population proliferation; negative regulation of mitotic cell cycle. Gene Ontology annotation, cellular component: nucleus; cytoplasm. The coding region runs from base 288 to 812 and encodes 174 amino acids. Lineage: Eukaryota; Metazoa; Chordata; Actinopteri; Clupeiformes; Engraulidae. The transcript is spliced from 2 exons. The record is from RefSeq and is a predicted model, not a curated record.